Molecule: messenger RNA, 9720 nt
Organism: Caenorhabditis angaria
Lineage: Eukaryota; Metazoa; Nematoda; Chromadorea; Rhabditida; Rhabditidae
Source: the annotation of a GenBank genome assembly
AUGUCCUCCUACUACGGUGCCCAAUUUCUGGGCACAACAUCCGAGGGCUCAACAACACCGAGCCCCGCGCCGAUUCGAUUUCAAAGGAAAGCGUCGACCGGAUCUGCGCCGGUGAGUUAAAAACUGGAAUUUCUGAGAAAAAUCGUGAUUUUUAACCCGGAAAUUGGUGAUUUUCACAUUAUUUUACACAAGUAAUUAAGAAAUUUUAUCACAAUUUUCCCACAGAAAAAAAAACAUCUACACCGCCUUUUUCUCUCAUAAAAUUCGACCUUUUUGGUCAUUUUUUAGCGCCAAAAAAAGUACAUUUUUGAUAAGACAAAUCUUAUCCAAAUAUACAACAAAAACAUACAAAAAUGGGAUUAAUAAAUCAUUUUUUCUGGUUUUUUUUGUAAAAAAUUUCAUUUAUCUUUUUAUUAUAGUUUUUUUUUUCGUUUGUAGAUCAGAAAAAAUUGGUUUUGGCGCGAAAUUUUGAUCUACAGUAUGUGGAAUUUUAUUAGAAAUUUUUUAAAAUCUACAGUAAUUUGAUCUACCCAAAUUUGAUCUACAGUAAUCCAAAUUCAUUUCAAUUUUUGCCCUGUUUUCGCGCCAAAUCUAUCUAGUUCAUAUGAAAUUUUUUUUGAUUAAUUACCUCUAAUUAAAAAUUUCCUUCCCCCGCGCAGAUAUUUUUUCUAGCGUCAAAAAUCCGAUUUUUUUUUGAUUUAUGCUUGAUUUUUUUAGACACCGUGUUACAUUUGCUGAUAAAAAAUCUGUAUAGUCAUUCAUUCAUUUUUUUUUGCUGUCACAAGUUAGCCUAAUUAUUUUUUGGCCGAUAUCCCGCCGGGAAACAUUAUUCGAACAUUUUCGCAUUGUUCUCGUAUAGUUUUUUGCGGAGAAGUACUGUCAUUAGGUUACUGUAGCUCAGAGAUAGCUCAAGUUUUUUUGAAAUCUUCAGAAGGUUACUGUACCUUUAAGUUUUCAGAUUACUGUAGAUCAAAAUUUUUUUUUUGCAGCCCGUUCCUCCACCAGCUGUCCCACCACCAGAAUCAAGUGGUGACGAGGCUGAAGCGCCGACUCCAACCACACCAAGACUAGACUCUAGUCUGCAAAAACAGAAGACAUUCGGAAGUGUCUCAUCGACUUCGACGACUACUGUAGCUUCCGUAACACCGUUGGCUAGAGAACCGACGAGAGUUUCAACUUUGAAAGUGAGUACUGUAGAUGGGGGGGGGGGGUACUGUAGGUUUAACAUGAGCAAUCACAAUGUUUUGUUGCUAAAGAAGAACUAAAGCUAAAGCUAGUUUAACCUGAGCAAUCUAAUCAUUUUCUGUUGAAAGACGACCUGAACUUAAUCUGAGCAAUCUUUGGUUUUAAAGGAGCUUAACCUGAGCAAUUUCAUACUGAUAUGAGCAAUCCUAUAUUUAACCCAUUAUAUUAUCAUGAGCAAUCUCUUUUAACAUGAGUAAUCUCAAUUAAUUGGGACUAGCUUAACCUGAGCAAUAAUCCCAGGAACCCUUCAAAAAACCCUUCCUCACUUAACAUGAGCAAUCUCAAAAUUUUAGUAAUAAAAACCUGACCAGCUCCUAUCUAGUAUGAGCAAUCUCAAUUAAUUGGGACUAGCUUAACCUGAGCAAUAAUCACAGGAACCCUUCAGAAAACCCUUCCUUACUUAACAUGAGCAAUCUAUAUUUUUUUGCUUUAAAGGAGCUUAACCUGAGCAAUUUCAUACUGAUAUGAGCAAUGUUAUUAUAUUUGAACAACUAUAUAAAAAAGAACCCUUUUAACAUGAGCAAUCUCAUAAUUUUUCAAUAAAUUAGGACUAGCUUAACCUGAGCAAUAAUCAGAGGAACCUCCAAAAAACCCUGUCUUAAUUAACCUGAGCAAUCCAUUUAAUUUGCAGCGCGAAGAAAAAUCGAAAAAACUGCGCCAAGAACGUAUGGAACGCGAACGUCAAGAGCUCGAAGAGCAAAGAACAUCAGCAGCACCACAAAAAGAAUCACAAGAACAACACAUAACACUAGGCGAACGAACGAGUUAUGUAGAAGAGCCAAUUUCAGCACAAACAACACUCGAAAGAAAGGCUGAAAAAGCGCUCGUGAGACGAAUUACAAAUGAGAUGCAAUUGGCGACAACUGGCGCAUUCAUGCAUCCGAUUGCAAUCCAUCAAAAACACCCAGUUGGUGCCUAUACACCGGGUGUUUAUCGGAUUCGUAGCCUGCGAUUCGUUGAAGCCGCACUCCGUCGGACCCUUUGGGCACUCGGGAAGUUCCUAGCAAAUCGCCCGAUUUUCGCGGCAAUUUUGCCAAUUUUAUGCUUUCUAUCUGCACUAUCUCUCCCGAUUCUAUCUAGAAAUUUGAUAUUUGUUGACAUGCCUUUCGCGCAUAUUUUUGGCGCCAAAUCCGAAAUUGUCACAAAUGGUCUUGGUGGAUUAAAGGCACAGGAGUUCAACUCGACGAAUCCCAUGUUUUCGUGCAUGAAUUGGCGUGAUCCCAAUCAUUUUGCGGUGCUUUUGAGGACCAGGUAGGAGUUAAACAUGAGCAAUCUUGUUAACAUGAGCAAUCCGAAUUUUCCAGCUCACUCAGAGACACAAUUUUACGGAAGGAUGCGGUUUUGGCGUAUACGGCUCUCAAGAAGAAGCUCGAUCAUUUUCCUGUGGAAAAACGAGAGGUGAGUGCAUAACAUUGCUCAUGUUAAGUAAAAUUUAUAAUAUGAGCAACUCCUACAAAAAUCCUAAUCUGAGCCAUUUUUGAGAACUUCAACCAAACAUUGCUCAUGUUAAAUAUAUUGUAUAAUGUGAGCAAUGUCAAGGCACAUUUGUGAGUUAACAUGAGCAAUGUCUAGUUUUUAAAGGAAUCCUAUGAAUUUAUUCAAUUUUCAAUAUUUUGGAUUACCAUGAGCAAUACCAGGGAAAUCUUAACAUGAGCAAUGUAUACAGGAUUCUAUAGAAGUUCCUUUUUAAAAAUCCUAAUAUGAGCAAUCUUUUAUAAUAUGAGCAAUCCCUAUAGAAACAUUUUUUCUUAGCUUAAUCCUAAUCUGAGCAAUUUUUGAGACCAAACAUUGCUCAUGUUAAGUAUAUUGUUUAAUGUGAGCAAUGUCUAGUUUUUAAAGGCACAUUUGUGAGUUAACAUGAGCAAUGUCGAGUUCUGAAGGAAUUUAUUCAAUUUUCAACAUUUUAGAUUAGCAUGAGCAAUACCAGGGAAAUUUUAACAUGAGCAAUGAAUCCAGGAUUCUAUAGCAGUUCCUUUUUAAAAAUCCAAAUAUGAGCAAUCUUUUAUAAUAUGAGCAAUCCCCUAGUAACAUUUUCCUAGCUUAAUCUAAGCUGAGCAAUUUUUGAGACCAAACAUUGCUCAUGUUAAGUAUAUUGUAUAAUGUGAGCAAUAUCUAGUUUUUAAAGCAAUCCUAUGAAAUUUUCAACAUUUUGGAUUACCAUGAGCAAUACCAGGGAAAUCUUAACAUGAGCAAUCCUUCGAGCAAUUUCUCCUAAUAAUUUCUAAUAUGAGCAAUCCUAUAAAAUUACAGUACCUCCAACAAUGUUCCACAGAAUGUGAAAUCGAUAAAGAUAUGGUCGAUAGAAUUGUCAAAAAAUCCCCACAAGUUGCGCUAACUUACCCGGAAACAUUUGUUAGUAUGAGCAAGGAUUCGACGAAUCUAACUAGAGUCUAUUUGGGAGCCACAAUUGGAGGAGUGGAAAUCGAUACAGAUGGUGCAAUUUCAAGUGCCACUUCGCUUUUCAUGAAUUUCGAGUUGAAACAGGAGUUGGGAGGAAAAGAGCACGAUGCGUGGUUUCGACAUUUUGAUGAUCAGAUUUUGUUGACAACCGCUCCGAAUAUUUCAAUCAUGUCUUGGUCGCCCGAGAAUUUUCGAGCGAGAGUUAUCGAAACUAUUGAGCUGGAAUAUUGGCAAAUUCCCAUUUGUGCUGCUAUUUUACUCGGAUUUUGUGUCGUUUUUUCGUUUGGUUUGAAUUCUUAUGAGGUUUGUGGGGGGAUUUUUGAAAAAACUUAGUGUAACUCUCAAAACUUGACAAUCAGUUUUGAAAAUACAGUAGCCAGGGAUUUUCUGAUUACUGUAGAUCAAUACCCGAAAUAAACACGCAACGCAGACCGCGCCGCGCCACAACACACACAAAUAAGGGAACGAUUCGAAUUCCCUCCCUUUUUUGUGUGUGUUGUGGCGCGGCGCGGCGCGGUCUGCGUUGCGUGUGGAGCGCGUGGUACCGAUAUGAGAUUUUCGAUAAUAUCUUCAAAUUGAGAGCUACAGUAAUCUCGAGGGUUACUGUAGAUGAUUCAAGCUCAAAAAUUUUUGAAUUUUUGGAAUCAGAAUUUUCCACAGCAAAUUAUUUUGCAAAGUCAAAAAAAAUCAUUUUCUGCUCCUACAGUAACCCGAGACAUUUGGCGCCAAAAAAACACACAAAAAAUUUUAAUCCUUUCUAGCUACAGUAAUCUCGAGGGUUACUGUAGAUGAUUCAAGCUCAAAAAUUUUUGAAUUUCAAGCUUCAGAAUCUUUUUUUCAAAGCUUCAAAACUCACUGAAAAACACUGUAGAUCAAAUUUUCUGAGCCUACAGUAACCCGGCGUCAAAAAUUUUAAUCCUUUUCUAUUUUCAGUCAAAGCCAUGCAUCGGAUUGAUGAUUUUCGUCACACUUGUCAUCUCCUCAUUAACUGGUAAGAAACCCUAGAGUUUUUCGAAAAAAAAAUUUUUUUUCGAAAAAAAUUCAAUUUUUUUUCUAAAAAUCCUUUUUUUUCCAAUUUUUCCUUUUUUGUUCCAGGAUUCUCGAUGCAAUUCUACCGUAAUCUACCCAUCGACCCUCUGAUUUAUCCAAUUUGUUUUGUGAGCACAGGCAAGUCUUUUUUUUUGGGGGCUCCUCAAAAUUUGAGGCUCAAAUCUCCAAGGUUACACACUAAUUUUAAAUUUUCGCAACAAAAAAUUUUGUUUUCUCUUGAAAUUUGAAGCCAAUUAGAGAAAAUGAUGGAUUUUUUGCUUCUUUAUAAUAUGAGCAAUGCAAAUUUUUCUAAACAAAAUUUCUGCAGGCGUCGGAAUCCUGUGGCUCUUCCAACUACACUAUAGUUGGUCUCGCUAUUCAUCGGCCGCCGUUCAUCCGACCGAAAAAAUUGCGUUCAUUUUGGCACAUGAUGCGCCGGGAAUUGUCGCAAGUGCCGCUGUUGUUGUUGUCACAUUUUGUAAGUGUGCCAGGCUUGCAGAAAAAGGGGCGGGGCUUGAAGCUUCUCUCUGAUUUUCUAGUCAUCUCUAGCUGUCCAACGUCCCCACCCUCUGCGUCUCUAACCUUUCUACACCACCUUCUAGAUGUCUAGCUUCUCUGGGGUUCCCGUGCCGCCUUCUGCAUCUCUAGCUCUUCUAGCCGCCUCUAGCUUCUCUGCGUCUCUGGGGUUCCCGUGCUGCCCUCUGCGUCUCUAACCUUUCUACACUACCUAGCCACCUCACUACUCUGUGUCUCUUACUCUUUAGCUUCUCUGCGUCUCUAACUCUCUAUCCGCCUGGCUUCUCUGCGUCUCUUACUCUCUAGCUUCUCUAUCACUCUGCUUUUCUAGCCGCCUAACUUCUCUGCGUCUCUUACUAUCUAGAUUCUCUACCACUCUGAUUUUCUAGAUGUCUAGCUUCUCUGGAGCCCUCGUGCUGCCCUCUGCAUCUCUAGCUUUUCUAACCGCCUAACCUCUCUGUGGUUCUCACUCUCUAGCUUCUCUGCCACUCUGAUUUUCUAGUUAUCUCUAGCUGUCUAGUUUCUCUGCGUCUCUGACUUCUCUGUAUGUCUAACUCUCCCAUCUAGCUUCUCUGCACCUUCCUGAAAUAGCUUCUGCGUCUCUAACUCUCUAUGGCUUCUCUGUAUGUCUAACCAUCUCUGUGUAAAUGCGGAGUGUCGUUUAAUCCUCUACAUUCCAGUAUUGAUGGGUCUCCUAAUGACAAAUUCCCACAUGGUAUCCUCAUUCAUCGGAAUCGCCUCCUCGAUCGCAAUCCUCGUGAUCUUUGCCAUUCUCUUCAUCUCAAUCUUCAUCUUCUUCGGUGGUCGAAGAGAGGCCCGCGGUGUGAAAUGGUAUCAAAUCUUCAAAACCGGCGAUACCCAAUUCACCGCUCCACAAUUGGCAUCAUUCGAUAGCUCGGCAUUGUUUGGACUACACGAUCGUUUGAUUGACACACGGCCAAGAGCAACUCGAGCGAUCGGAGCAUUUUUGAUCGGCAGAACUGUUCGAUAUCCGAUCGUCUUCUUCUGCACAGCCUAUUUGAUCUUUGCCGCGUUUGGAUGUAGUCAAACAUCAGUGGAUAUCAAAGAGGAAUACUUUUUACCACAAAAAAGUGCAGAGGCCGCAUUUAUUGAGAACUAUCGCGAGCAAUUCGGAAAAACUACACGAUUUUUGGAACUUGUUAUUGAUGGAAGUGUCGAAUAUCAUGAUCGAGAUGUUCAGAAUUCGAUUUUCGAAAUUUUGGAUUACGCAAUUGUGAGUCCUAGAUUCCGCAAUCUUUUCCAGACUGAAAAAUUCUAUUGCAGAACGAAGGCUUCGCCACUCGCUCGGCAAACUGGCUCAGCGAAUUCACAAAAUUCGAAAAAGGCUCGAUCUACGAUGUGAAUCCGGAUACCUUUGUGCCAGUUGUCAAUCUAGUUUUCCUUCCAUCGGAACCUUAUCGUAAAUUCGCUUCGGAUGUUGUUAUGGAUCGAUUUCAGACGCAAAUUGUGAAAUCGAGAAUGUUUUUGGAGUUGACGCCGAAGGGAUUCAAUGAGAGGUGAGUGGAAUCGAAUUGUCUUAGGACCUGCGCUUUAGGCUUAGGCCCUAACUAAGCCUAAGCCUUUAAAAACCAUAGCUAACAUAGUCUAAAUGCUUAACUAAUGUAAGCCUAAGCUUUACUCUAGCUAAGCCUAAGCCUAACUAAGCCUAAGCCUUAAAACCCAUAGCUAAGUCUAAAUUCUUAACUAAGCCUAAGCCUUUUACUAAGCCUAAGCUUAACUCUAGCUAAGCCUAAGCUUUACUCUAGCUGACUGGACUAAGCCUAAGCUUAACUCUAGCUAAGCCUAAGUCUAACUCUAGCUAAGCCUAAGCUUAACUCUAGCUGACUGGACUAAGCCUAAGCCUUAAAAACCAUAGCUAAGCCUAACCCAAUCCAAACCUUAGCAUAAGCCUAAGCUUAACUCUAACUAAGCCUAAGCUUAACUCUAGCUAAGCCUAAGCCUAACUAAGCCUAAGCUUAACUCUAGCUAAGCCUAAGCUUAACUCUAGCUGACUGGACUAAGCCUAAGCUUAACUCUAGCUAAGCCUAAGUCUAACUCUAGCUAAGCCUAAGCUUAACUCUAGCUGACUGGACUAAGCCUAAGCCUAACUCUAGCUGACUGGACUAAGGUACCACACGCUCCACCGAAACAAACACGCAACGCAGACCGCGUCGCGCCACAACACACACAAAUUCAAAUUCCCUCCCUUUUUGUGUGUGGCGCGGCGCGACGCGGUCUGCGUUGCGUGUGGAGCGCGUGGUACCGAUGAGACACCGCGGGGCCCAUUUCAAGUGUAGACAGGAAGCUUCCACGCAACGGAAAGUUACCAUAACUCCCAAUUUUGCAGAGUAUCUCUCAUCGAAACCCUUCUCACCAAAGCCUCCUCCACCCACCUCCCCCUCUCCGUCUCUCUCCCCUCCACAAUGUCUCUCCGCCACGACAUCACCGUCCUCUCCUCCGGCCUCUACGCCUUCGGCAUCGCUCUCGUCUCCCUCUUCAUCGCCUCUCUCCUACUCCUCGGCCAACCCGCUCUCACAUUCCUCCUCCUCUUCACCUCAAUCGCAGUCCUCGUCGAAACCAUCGGCUACUCGUAUUUCUGGACAGUUCCAAUCAAUAUGGUUACAUUGACAAUGGCGUUAGCCGGAAAUGCGUUGACUUGUGUGAUAGUCAUCGCAUUUUGCUAUAGUUACUUGAUGAGCGGGAAAUCACAAAUCCGCGCUGGAAUCCGGAUUCAAUACACAUUCCAGGCUACAUUGAUCCCUGUGUUAUUCGCCUGUAUUAUCCCAGUUCUGACAUUUAUUCCAAUUCUAAGCGUCGAUGUUCCACUAGUCUAUCAUAUCUUCAAAAUAAUUGUCCUCAAUGCCACCGCUUCAUUGAUCCAUUAUCUAUUAUUUUUACCAAAGUAAGUAGAAAUGUACCAUUUUCCACGUCAUAACUCUUUUUUCUUCUUUCAGCCUAAUGCUCUUGUUCUCGGAGCAUUUCAGUUUUGGUUGCUCAUCUUUGAAUUGUGCCGAGUGUUGUUGUGAUAUGGAUGAUGAAUCAUCGAUAUAUUAUAUUCCAACUGGCGGUAGACCCAUUCACCCAGACGGUAUUUAUACACAACACGCAGCCUAUGCCUACUCGGUGCCGAAGAUCAACGCACCACCACCGCAUUAUUUGGCGAUCGGCGCUCCGCCAACACCAUCGGCGAAUCGCGUUGGCGAGAUCUACGGGCAAUAUGCGGUGCGCGAAUCAUCGCGUCGUCCGCGUCGACACAGCGAAUCGUCGCAAGGUGGUGAUGUUGGUGCGACACCGCGACGCGAUCGCGAUUCGCGACGUCGGCGACAUCGACGAGCUGUCAGUCGAGACAGUGAGAUUUAUGAGGAUUUGCCGAGUCCGGUUAGUUUUGGGCAAAUUUUGAAAAGCGGACUUUUUUUGGAGCUCCACGUGGCAUUUUUGAGGAAUUUUUUGCACCGAAAAAUCCACGUGGAAUUUUUUUUCAAAAAUUUAGAAAAUCUUUGGGGAGAAAAAAUCCACGUGGAAUUUUUUUUUCCGGAGAAAAUUGAAAACUUCGAAGCCAAAAAUCCACGUGGCAUUUUUUUUUCCGGAGAAAAUUGAAAACUUCGAAGCCAAAAAUCCACGUGGCAUUUUUUUUCGAAAAUUUAGAAAAUCUUUGGGGCGAAAAAUUCCACGUGGCAUUUUUUUUCAAAAAAUUUAAAUCUCUGGGACCAAGAAAAUCCACGUGGCAUUUUUCUUUAAAUUCGUUCAAGCCACAAAAAUCUAUGUGGAUUUUUUUUUCAAAAAAUUUAACUUUUUUUUACCAAAAAAAUCCACGUGGCAUUUUUUUCAGAAAAUUAAAAAUAUCAGAGCUAAGUAAGUUCACUUGAAAAAUUUUCCCAAAAAAAAUCCACGUGUCAAUUUUUUUUUUCGAAAAUUUAGAAAAUCUUUGGGACCAAGUAAAUCCACGUGUCAUUUUUCUUUAAAUUCUUCAAGCCACAAAAAUAUAUGUGGAUUUUUUUUCCAAAAAAUUGAACUCUCUGGGACCAAGAAAAUCCACGUGGCAUUUUUCUUUAAAAUCUUCAAGCCACGAAAAUCUAUGUGAAUUUUUUCUUGAAAACUUCGAAGCCAAAAAUCCACGUGGCAUUUUUAUUUCGAAAAUUUAGAAAAUCUUUGGGGCGAAAAAUUCCACGUGUCAAUUUUUUUAUUUGGAGAAAAAAUUGACUUCUCAAAAUCCACGUGGCAUUCUUUCUCCAAAAAAUUAGAAAAUCUUUGGAGCCAAAAUUUCCACGUGUCAUUUUUUUUCAAAAAUUUAGAAAAUCUUCGAAGCCAAAAUUCCACGUGUCAAAUUUCCAGCGUCCCGCGACAACCUCCUCCCGUUCAAACUCUCCCCGUCACCCCCAUCGCCCAACCUACGAUUCCCGUCAAGCUUCCCGCCCUCAAGCCUAUCAUUAUGAAGAGGGUGCACCACAAUGGCGCCCCUAUAUUCAGCCAUCACCAUAUCAAAUGUAUUAUCCGGGAGGUGGUGCAGCUUAUGGGCAAACACGUCGCUAG